AAUGCUUUAGGGUUAAUACCAUGGAAAUAUGGAUACUAAUUAUGAACUGAGUUAGGUGUUUUAAGGUGAAAGGACUUGCUUUAAGUUACUUGUUGCCACCUUACUGAUUGGAGGGUCUAUUCCUAAAGGUCGUGAAACAAUUUAUUCCUAAGCUUUCCCAAAACUAUUUAUACUGAUCUUACAUGUAGAAAGGACUAUGUAACCUCUCAUGUUCCCUUCCAUCCCUCAUACUGGAAUCUUCUCUAUCUUGUGGAGCUGUUUUUGUCAAUAAGGAAACUACCAUCUGGGUUUCCCAAACUCUGCCUCCAUUCCUGCCUGCGCUUUAAGGGAAAGAUAAGUCUGUGUGUCUCCUGCAUCAGAGCUUCCAGAUGUAACGCAGCCUAUAGCAGUAUACAUGAUAAAAUUUGUUUUCUUGUUCCUUGUGCUUUCCAUAGCUAUUUUCUACAGCUGCCCAUGACACAUUUUCUGUGUCCCUCUCUGAAUGCCCAGCUCAGUCAAAUCCCUGUGCUUGCAAUGGAGAAACAUAGGGAGAAGCUCAUCUCGUGUAGCUUUGGAUAGCUCUGCCUAAGUAAUAUGAAUUCUUUUCAUAGUCAAGAUAGAGAAAGAGCGCUGUUAAGGUGUGACCCAUCUUAUGCGAGGGCAGACUUCUAAAACAGGUCUGAGGUAUGGCGUUGGGUAACUGCCUUUUUCUCCUCAUUGAUGUAAAGACAGGUAGCUCAGAUGUGGACAUUACAGAAUUACAGAAUAAAAGAAUGGUUUCAGUUGGAAGGGACCUUUAAAGAUCAUCUAGUCCAACCAUCAGAACUGUAGACAUCUGAUAUUAGAUGACAUUUAACCAAUUUGUGGCAUCCUAAAGACCUGAUUAUGUCUUGCUGUAUUCAGAAUUUCCUGAGACCUGUACUUUAAAUACAUGAAAAAAAAAGAUAUCUCGAUCACUUUUAAUUUUGUUUGGUUUUGCAUGUGUAUAAAUUGUUGGUUUAUUUGCAUUGCAGUGUUAUUUAUUUCGAGUUCCUAUGUGCGCAUAUUUGGUUAGAUAUUUUAGUCCUUGCCUGUGUUUAUUGUGUUUAGUACCAUUUACUCUCCUUCUCCCUGCAGCAAAAAGCAAAUAAUCUGAACACAAGAAAUGACAGGGGUACCAAUGAUGCCCUGGGGAUAGUUACAGUAACGUUGCCGGAUUUUUGAUUGGGCUUUUAUUUCUUUGCUGGAUGCCCUGCAUUGACCAAAGGAAAUAACAUGGGUCUCCCUCCUGUAUUUUUGCCUUUUACUAAACCAUAGUUCAGCACUGUAUUUUUUGAUGGUAUCCAAAAAAGGGAAGUCAUUCUCUUACAUUUCAGCGUAACUGAUCCAGGCUAGGAGAGAAUGCUGCUGAAACUGCCAAAAAAGGAAAUAUUUGGUUUUAUGUUCUUAUUGUGUGCUUUCUCUUCCUUAAUUCCUGUAUAAAUCCAAACAGGAUUUAUGAGGCAAAGAUCAGUGUAUAGCUGAAGCUUUAGUAUCAGUGGGAUACAAGUUUCCCAUUUAACCUAAUGCCUUUCUUAUUGUGACUUUAUUUUUACGUAUGAGGAUCCUGUGCGCUGUGCAGGGCGAAGGGCCUGCCGAACUGCCGUGCUCCUCCUGAGACCAGCUGGAACGGUGCUGUGCAGGGGAAAGUCACAUCAGAAUUUGUGUGAGGGCGCAAAGCCUGGGUGGUACUAGACAGUUCUAACUCAAUGGGACUUGUAGUCCCCAGACUUUGUCUGAGUUAGGUCUGUGUCAAAAUAGAAAGUAGACUUAAAGAUCUGGCUCUGUUCAUCAUGUUACGCCAAAUCAUCUACAACUCUAUUAAAAAAGCUAAUUUUUCAGUAAUCCACAUUUUUUAUCUCACUAUAUAUAUUCUGGCAACAUCUGCUUCUUCCAUUAUAUUAAGAACCGGCAAAGAGUUUGCACAGGUGGCUAAUCCAUAUCAAUAUCCAAUGUAGGCCUGCUGAUCAACUCUAAUCAAGCAGUAACCUGGGUAGAGAAGGUUUCAGAAAUAGCGCCUGCAAGUAUAAGGAGUUUCAACCUAUUGCAGUUGGACUAGAUGAUCGUUGUAGGUCCAUUCCAACUGAACUAUUCCACUCUAUUCUGUUCUAGUCUAGUCUAGUUUAGUCUAAGUCUAGUCUAAACUGGCAAGCCAUCAUCAGUUAUGGGGUGAGCAAGGGACUAGGAUGGGACCAAACUGGUAGUGAAGAUGGCCCUAUCUUCUUGGACAAUGCAUACAGAGGAAUUUCCAUAGCAGGCAGGGAAGAAAUCAUGCAUGGUGUGAACAGGUACUGCAUAAAAAUGACAUAGCUCUAGCCCAGGUGUCAUGGCUGAGCUGGAAAGACAUUUUCUAAGGAUGCUUGAAGCUAUGUCAUUACCCUCUACUUACUUAAAAAAUGAGGCAAAUAUCUGAAAUAUCACAAGCAGGAUCUUAAAAACUCUUUAAAAGUUUCCUCUUUUUAUUUUAAAAUGAAAACAGAAAAAUAUCUUUUAAUUAUAUUGCAUUCAUUUCAGUACAUUGCAAGCCUUAAGAAGUAUGGCCCAAACUUCUUGCUGGAGAGGCUUCUUUUGAGAAUUUGUUGUUAUAAUUACUCCUGCUAGCAUGCCAUAUGGUAGAUGAAUAUCACACUCCAGAUCUGAGUAUUUCCCAGAGAGGGAAACUAAGGCAUAGAGAGGUUCUCCUUGGACCCUACAGAAAUAUCAAGUUCAAAGGCAGAGCUAAAGCACAAGAGUUCACAGCUCCCCUCUGUGGCAUACAUCAGGAGAGACUAUGGUGGAAAGAAAUUGGCACUGAAGAGCAAGAAAGAGCAAGAAACUGCUUUCCAAGAAUAUUUUUUCCUGAUGCUACAUAAAUAAUCGUAGCAGCCCCCACAUUAGGUCAUGUUACAGGACAGAAGAAAAAAUGCUUUGCUUCAGACUGCAAUGGAAAUGAAAGUUUUGUUCUUGUCAGACUCCUGUUAGAAUUUGUUAGAACCUAACAGCUUCAGGAGAGCUAUAGUGAUUUAUGUUUUCAAGAGGAAUCAUUCCAGAAUGCUCUCAAGGUUUACUAUUUCUUUAAGCACUGAAUUAGCCUCUUUAGUCAAGCCAAGGAUUUAUUUCUACCUCUGAGCCAGAGUGUUAUUUUCCCUUCCCAAGCAUUCACAGCUGUUUAAGUGCCUGCUGAUACAAGAACUUUCAUCCUCCACAUUUAUUUUUUUUUUAGGUUUAGCAUGCUUUGUGUGCUGAAUAUCUAUGUUUGUUGCUGAUAUCUUAUGGGGGAAAACCGAGGUGUCAGACAAGCCACAGAGAUGCACGCUGUGAGUCUGACUGACCCUGGCAGUGGCUGAGCUCAGAGAUGGGCUCUGCGGGGAAUGGGAAUGCUGCCUUCUCAGUCUUCAGUGAUCAUGCAGAGACACCUGAGCAUCUGUGCCACAGGCUCCAAAAUUCAGUGGCUCCUUGUGAUGCCUUUCCUGCCUUAAAACUCUGGGUUCAUGCAGGUUAGGGGCAAAACAGCCAUGUAUGUGCCGAGUACUGCAGUGAUCUUAUGCAAAGGUUUGAAUCUGCCCAGCAAAGGAGACUUUUUGAUUAUUUUCAAGUUCUGUCUAUAUUGUGAAAGUCUCCAGCCUCCUGGUCCAGAAGUAUGGCUUUUGUUAAUUCUAAGGCUUCGUUCUUGACUCUCUCUAAUUCUUAGGUGCAGUCAUGCCAAACUCCCAGUCACGUAUUGCAGCCAUUUACCAAAUGUUUAUAAACAUUAACAGGACCGCACCAUACCCAUACACACAAACACACAAAACCAUGCAGAAACUGUGCUUGAUAACAGCUGUGAAAUCAGCACUGCAAAAUGCAACUCAAAAGGUGUUAUUUUCUCACAUGGCUGUUUUUGCAUAAUUUUACAUAAAUGCUAGCUUUUUUGCAUUUGAUUUUUUAUGGCUUCUUAAAUCAAGAAGAGAACUCCAGAUCUAUUCACUGUACGGGGCAAUUUUUCUUACAUCUACAAAGAAGAUGCAGCAGCACAUACUGUUUAAGGAUCCAAUCUAGGAAGUUCAGGAUUCAUUGGCAGGGUUUGCUGGCUGUUAGAUCUGGUUCUGCUUGACUCCAGAAUUAUGAACAACUCAUUUGUAUUUAAGUUUCCUAAAAAUACCUCAUUAAUUUCUUGUUCCGUAGGAAGAGGGCAAAGCAGACUGCCCACCUAAGCAGAGGACAGCUAUGCUCAUGGCAAAGCUGGAGUCUGGUGGCUUGCGUGCUACCUCUCCUCCCCAUUUUGCUUGCACUUUCCCAAACGCAUGGAAACUUCUACAUACUUUGGCGACAUUAAUUAACUGAUUUCACUCCUGUGAAGAAGCCACUAAUUGCCAUUACACUCUGUUUACAGCUGACUUCACUGAGGCCCUGGAGGGAAGCAAUUUUCCCAGCCUUCCCAAGCAGAGUGGUGUGCCAGGGACUGAGCCCACCCUGACAGCUAUUGCCCACCAUUAAUGCCUGCUGAAGCAGUUGAGCAUUGAAAACCCUGAGCAUCUUCCAGGAUAGUCCUCAGCACUAGAAAAGAUCAGACCCAAGUGAAGCCAAGGAAAAGCAGCACACUGAGCACAGCAGUCCAAGAAGGUCCCAGCUGGGAUCUGAUGUCUGCUCCAGUCACCCUCAGCUCCUGUUGCAUCCAAAGCCAAUAAUGGCAUAACUAAUAAUUAAUUACAAUGAGAGGAAGGGGAAAAUGGAGCAGUGAAUGUUAGCAGAAUUCAUAAAGUUAAAUGCCAGUAAAAUACAGUAUGUGUACAAAAUAAUAGUUUAGUUCCUGACUACCUGCUGUGUUCAAGCUAAACAAAAGACAGAGUAAUAUCUUCAGGAUUUUUUGUGCAAACAACUCUUCCCUAUUUAAGAUAAAAUUGCAACAGUUUAUUUUAUUUAAUUAGUAUCUUAUUUGUUCUAGUACAUUAAAAGGCUAAUAUGCAUAUAAAUUGCUCUUACAUCUUUGGACAAAUUGCAUUAUAGAUAUUAUAUUGCAAAGGAAGGAGGAAAGAUGUGAGCACUGAACUCUCUCCCAUAAAACUGAAUUGAAUUUCUCAGAAAUACUCUAAUUUACAGUAUGGGCAUGCUGGUAGGCAGAGGAGAUAGUGACAAGUACAAGCAAUGAGGGUUAAAGGUGUAUACGGACCAAUUUGUAGCUGUGCUAUCCCAGGAGAUAUCCAAAGAAGGAAUGAUGCCUCUGAGACACACUUUCUUCCCACUGUGCUGACCUACCUCCAGCUGAAAAAGGAGAGUUUCAUUCCUCAUCCCUGGGCAACACACACAUCCUGCUCUAACCCUUCCUCCCUCCCUGGCUGCUGCUCUGGCUGUUCCCUGCAGGUUGAGCUGUAUUCCCCUGCAUUGAGGUACUGAUGGGAAAUUUCCAUGCUCCUCUUUUCCUUUCCUGGUGCCCCUGUAAAGCAAAGCUAACAUCUGUGGGGAAGCACUGGGUGUUACACUAGGCUUGCAUCCCUCAUACAUAUACACACACAUUUAGGUACAUAUGAACCACUGUGUCUGUAUGGCAAAUAAGAAAUCAAGUGUACAAAGAGUAAAAGGACAAAAAUACUUCGAAAAGAUACAGAAUACCUUUUGGAGUCAUCUCUUCCGUGUUUAAAUAUGUGAUACUGGGGAUGAAGAUUAGGGUUUCACGUGGGGUGGUUCAGCCCCCCUGUGAGUCAGACCUGCAUUUUUUGCAACAUGAAGUAUUGACCAGCCAGUUAAAAGCUCAUCAUUGUCAUUAGUGUGGCCCUGUAACUAACAGUAUUUUUGUUUUCCUUUCCUUUUAGUUUGAGCCAUCACAGUGUCAGUGACAACCAGAAGAGAAUGCAAACAUUUGUCUCAAUAGCCCAGAAUGCAUGGGGAAUUUUUAUAUCCAAAAGGAAGCCUGGGUGGAAUUAUCAGGCGCAGCUUUUUGCAGUUUGCUCUGCAGUUGGCUUCCUCUCCAGCUUUCUUUUAUUCCUUGGCAUGCACUUCUCCCUGGAACACCCUUUGGGUCCCUUACUGAUUUCUGGAUUCAUUUGGAUCUUGCUUUCUAUCAUGCUUUUCUGUUUCAAGCACUUGCGCUGCUUUAGUGUCCUCUUCCUUCUUUCUUGUGGACUGAAAAAUGGCAGAAAUGCUCUUCUUACUGCUGGAACAGGUGUUGUGGUGGCUGGCAACAUCCAAAACAUUUUUCAUAACCUAAAGGUUCUGGCAGACAGUAUAACCUGUCAUUUAGAGUAUGAGCAAUUUGCUUUGAUAGAAUAUUAUGUUGAGGCAGUAAAAUGGAUUUAUGAGGUGGCCAAGCUUCACACUGAACUACUUAAAAGUAUAGUGUCGCUAAGGCAUGAAUUCACACCAUCUUAUUCAAUUUCAGAUGAUGCAUUAAAACAAGAGCUAAAUGACACAAAGCAAGAAAUCCAGAAAGUUACUAACCAGAUAACUUUUAUGCUGACUAUACUUCCCUAUAUAGGCCAGAAAGUAUUGCCUAUAGUGGGGAUUUUUCUAGCUUCUUUUGGAACUGGUCUCUUUAUCAAAAAAUUUGUGGGUUCUCACAGUGCCAGAUUUAAGAAUACUUAUAUCACAAAACAGUUCAUUGCAUUUGAUGAACACCAAAAGCAACAGCAAAGACCCUGUCUUCUGCCACUUAACAAAAAAGAAAGAAAAGAUUAUGUGACAAUUCCAUCUUUCUGCCUCACAAGGAAGGACAGAAAAAAAAUGCAGGUUUUUUUUCUCCCUAUAAUUAUUCAUUUUUGCAUCUGGCUUCUUUUUGCUGCAGUAGAUUAUUUGUUUUAUUGGUUAAUUAUUUCUGUGAAUAAACAUCUCCAAGAAGUACCAGAUCUAGAGAUUCGACUCAACCUCUUUCAGCAAAGGAAUGAGAACAGCCUUUUCCCUGGUAUGAGAAAGCUUAUUGCAAAGACAGAUCCUUUCAAGAUCUCUUUGUUUAAGCAUGACUGUGUCCCUCGGCCAGAGCUUAACCUGUCCACGACAUGGAUCCAGGUUGGAGUCAUCAUCUUCUUCUUAAUAAUUUUUGGAUUAUUCUCUGGCCUCUUGACCCAACUUAAAAUACUUGUGACAACUUCAUUUUAUCCUGACAUUGAGAUGAAACGUAUACAUUAUUUGCAUGCAAAGUUACUCAAGAAGAGAGCAAACCUACAAGAGAAAACUGGGAAGAACAUGUCUGCUAGUACGGUCAACUUUUGGUUUCCAAUACUCAAGGCAAGAGAGGCAGUAAGGAAGAAAGAAAGGAGUGUGGCAAACGACAACAUGGUGUGAAAGACACCAAGUGAAUGUUUGUAUAAGGCUGGGAUGCUCUAGCUCCGCAGGGGCCUGUGUUUUGCACCCAUCUUUGCAAUGGAAUUUCAAUUUUAAAAUGUAAAAAAAAAUGGGAUCAAAAUUUAAUCAUCAGUAUUUUGGAAAAGUGUGGAAAAGAAGCCAUGAGAGAUAAUGUGCUAUCCACCACAGAGAUCUCAGAGUUGCAGAGUUUUCAUCUUGGGGUAUGCGUUGUCUGAUACUGUAGAAAUCCAUAGAGGGUCUGUUCUUCUGUGUAAAAGCAAUCAAACAGUUUGGAGCUUUUAGGACUACAGCACAAACCUCUUUGGGCUGAGGUAACAGAGGACAUAAUAACAUGUUGUGGUAUAACCACAUGACAGCAGCAGGUUUGUCUUCUUCACAUUGGCCAGGCACUGAAGAUAGAAGACACAGCUGAGUCUGUCCAUUGGCUUCUGGGCUGCCCAAGAAUCUAACUAGAGGCCUUAGAUGUUUCUAGGUGUUUCUGUCUAUUUCUCAGCCCUCAACUGCCCCAAAACCUUCAGCCUGGUUCUUUCCCAACCCUAGCUUCAUAUACUUGCUCCUGCCUCUGUAGCUGUCUUCUGCAGGGCCAGUGCUCUAUAUGCCCUGUCAAUAUUCUAGCUCAUGUGAACUCUCCCUCCCACCUUACUUCUCCACUUACUUUUGCUGAUUUCUCUCUCAUAAAUUUCUAAUCCUAGUCUCCCACUCGAAAUUCCUCACUUGGUCUUAGUCUCCCACUUUCACUUAUCCAUAGACUAUAUCACUAGUGCAGAUUGUCCCGUGAUCAUGAGAGGUAAUGUAGCAUGUGCUGAAGUCAGAAUGCUCACGAGAGCUAGAAUACAGAGGAAUCAGGUGCUGUGGGUGCAGACAAGCUUGUUUUGAGGUAUAGGGACAUAUGAGCAGAGGUUGACGAUGUUUUGAAUCUUGCAGUCUGAGGCAGCUUGCACAAGUGGCAAAAAUGGGCUCAAUUACAUUGCUAAAGCCACCAUUGACUUCAAUGAAACAAAACUAAGCCGAUACUGAGUGCUUCAUGUAUUCAACUAAUAUCAGUGAUGUGACCUUCAUAUGACUCAAGAACAAAUGCUAAAAGCAUAAAGACAUAGGAAUGGCUUGACUGGCAUGGCACUGGAGAUUAAUGUAGAGCUAAAAAUCCACCCAACAGGCAGUGUACUCUUGAUUUUCAGCAACAGGCAAUUUCUUUCUUUAGGAUACAUAACAGCAAACUGUUCUGUUCCUCUGUAACACAUGCACGGUCCCAGGACAGCCAUUGAUUGAUGUAUCUGUUAUCUGGAUGAAUAAAGACUUACUUAAAUCUUUGCAUAGCAAAUGUCAGAAGUUAUUUUCCACUUGAAACACUGAAAAACACCAAGUCUUUUUUUUGUUGGGUCUCCCAAAUAAUGCCUCAUUCUCCAUGGACACAGGUGGUUCAGGUUGCUGAUGUGCCAACAAUCUGUCUCUAGAAAAUGAGGUGCUAGAUUAAAGCCAUGCAUUAUCGAAGGUUGUGCUGAAUAGUCUGAGUGGCCUAUGUCCUCUUUUGCUAGAGUGGGACAGCCCUGGGUAGUAGCAGAAUGUCAUUUAUACAUCCCAGGUACUACUGUCAAGGACCAGCAGCAAGAAGCAUUCUGGUGAAAAAGAAGUAACAUGAAGGCUGCUCUAAAUUCGUUUUCACAAAACAGACUAGCUGUCUGGCUACUAUUGACAAGAAGAUGUAUUUGUUCACUCUUGUUGUCAUUGCAGAGGAAAGAGAAAGAGUUAAAGGUCAGCAAGAGCUGAGCAUUUUUGGCUGAGUUCUGACAAGUUCAUUGCUGGUAGGAGUUGGGCGUGCUACUUUCAGCCCCAAAGGACAGGCUGGUGAGAAGCCCUGAUCUACUGAUUACAACACCCAAAGACUGGGACAGCUCUGAUUGAUAGCACUAUCACAAAACUCUUAUCUGCUUCACUUGGCAUCAGGAGGUGAAAGUUGUUUUGGAGUUUCUUGCCUUUCCUGUUGGAUGGUGUGUUGCCACCCAGCAUACCUUUUCUCUCUGUUCUGCAAGCAGCAAGUAAAAAGCUUUGCAGCAUGUUGGAAUGGUUCAGCAAAAUGACUUAGAUGGGGGUCAGUGGUUGGGAGAGAUACCUAAAUUUGUUAGGAUUUUGAGAUCUUGAGUAGACUCUCAGGACGAUGGCAUGUCUGUACUUUGUAUUUACUUAAAGAAAUUAAGCCUAGUGGGAAUGACUGAAUAUAGAAAAAGAGCUAUUAGUUUUUGGUAGGGUAGGUGAUACCUUGCAGGCUUUACAGAACAGUGUUAUACCUGAAUGCUGGGGCUCCCACCGCUAAGUGGCUGGGCAGCUUACUGAGUGUUGCUUAGCUUGCCCCCUCAAAUCGGCAAGAGUCAUGGCAGUGAUAAAAGCCAAUCCUUUUGGGGAAGCUAAUUGUAAUUCUGUACAAAAUAUUCAGCUCUAGUAACAUUUUACCUAGAUGCUUGACCCCACUAUCAGUGACAAAAGACAUGGAAAAGCCCAAGGUACUUCUUUGUCUUAGUCUUUACAGGUAUGACUGAUCUUUAGCUAUACCAGGCCUCUCUGAACAGAGGGAAAGUCUGGAAGGAUCUGUGAAGCAUGGCAAGGUUACAGAGCACUUAAACACACUGGACAUACUUAAAUCCAUGGAAUAUGAUGUGAGGCACCCAUGGGUGCUGAAGGUUCUGGCUGGUGUCAUUGUGAGGCAACUCUCAAUUAUCUUUGAAAGGCUAUGGUGAUCAGAGAGGUUACUGAGGACAGGGAGAACGUGAAUGUCACUCCCAUCUUCAAGAAGGUCAAGAAGGAGGAUCUGUGAACCUAUGGGUUUAUCAGCCUCGCAUCAAUCUGUGGGAAGCUGAUGAAGCAAUUUCCCUUGGAAGCCAUUUCCAAAUAUAAAGGCCAGGAACUUGAGGGGAAUAUAACCUAAACAUAAGAAAAAUAUUUUUUUCUGUGAGGGUGAUCAAGCACUGGAACAGGAUGCCCAGAGAGGUUAUGGAGUCUUCAUCCUCAGAGAUACUCAAAACCCAGCUAGACAUGGCUCUGAGCAGCUCAGAGCAACAGGGCUGGAGUAGAUAUCUCUACAUGUGUCCACCAGGCUCAGCCACUCUGUGAUUUGGUGACUUUUACACAAAGCACUGCAGAAAAAAAAUUAGACACACACAGCAAAAGCUUGUGUUCAUUUGUGAAUGUGCUGUGUCAGCACCAGGGUGCCACCUGACAAAUAUUGUUGCCAUUACACUCAUACUGGAGUCAGGCACUUGAGUGGACUGAUGCACUCUUUGCUUCUGUGACCAUACACAUGCACAUCUGUGUGCUGAAGGUGAGUGGAAUGGCAGGCAAAGGACAUAAGUUUGCUCUUCCCCAUUUCCCUAAAUCUGGGUUACCAGGGAGAAUGGCACAUUCUGUGCAUUUAUUUUAAAUUCUAAAACAAAUUCACCUUUGGUACCUCAAAGACAUUUAGGUUUAUCUCAGCGGUAGAACAGUUCCUACCCUGAUCUACCAUAUUAGGUCUAUUCCUUCAGCUGCCUGGUGGUCCUCUUUAGUUGCAUGGAUGAAAAGGCAGGUCUGUCUCUACCCCAGCACUACACAGAGAUACACAUCUCAUUCUCUGCAGACCUUACUGGGCUUCUGUUUUCUCCCAUUUGUUUCUGCCCUGUGAGCUGGGGAAGUCUGGGGGUUUGUUUAUGUUCAGCUGUCUUCUCUCCAAGUUGUUCAGCUAUUCCUUUGGCCUCUCUGUUUACCAUAACCCUCAACCACAUGACUACAUUGUUCUUUUUUUUU
This is a messenger RNA of Falco peregrinus (peregrine falcon), 11025 nucleotides long. RefSeq names its product dendrocyte expressed seven transmembrane protein (gene DCSTAMP). The transcript is spliced from 3 exons. The coding region runs from base 5803 to 7230 and encodes 475 amino acids. The record is from RefSeq and is a predicted model, not a curated record. Gene Ontology annotation, cellular component: membrane. Lineage: Eukaryota; Metazoa; Chordata; Aves; Falconiformes; Falconidae.